Molecule: messenger RNA, 546 nt
Organism: Gongylonema pulchrum
Lineage: Eukaryota; Metazoa; Nematoda; Chromadorea; Rhabditida; Gongylonematidae
Source: the annotation of a GenBank genome assembly
AUGUUCACUGCAAUACCGUCGGGAUUUCUGUGUUUGUAUUAUUUGAACACAAUGAAAAGUUUUCAUCCAAAUUUCAGGCGUCUGCUUAAUUUGCUGCUGCUGCUUAAUUCAAUCAAGGCGCUGUACUACGUCUUGGGUAUAGGCUAUCAAUUUGCGAAACCGAACCAGAAAUGGCCCACAAACGAAAUGAUUGAUGUAUCGUGCAUCAUCGAAUUCGCCUGUACUGCUUGCACCCUCGUUAUCGUUAUUGAACGAGGCGUUGCAACUGCAUUUUUCCAAGUAUACGAAUAUAAGUACCACUCGAAAAAAGCAAUACUUGUCAUCUGGUCUAUUUGGAAACUUCUAAAUUCCAUUAAUCAAGCAGCAUUUGUUUUAUUUGCAGUGAAAGGGCUGAUUCUGGUACUUAUGCCGAUGGCAAUUCAAACAAUAAUAACGAUGAUUCUGAUGAUUGCCCUGUUACGUGAAAGGGCUGAUUCUAGUACUCAUGCCGAUGGCAAUUCAAACAAUAAUAACGAUGAUUCUGAUGAUUGCCCUGUUACGGUAUAA